UUUGUGCUUUGCGAGAACGUUACUAUUUUAUUUUGUGUUAUUUUAUCAAUAAUUGCUAUUAAAAUACAUAUAAGUGCUGUAUAAUAUCAUUGCCCACGUUUUUGUAUGUUGCAAAUACUGAUAAUUUAUUCUAAGCAACCUAUGAUUUUAUUAACUAAAGCAUUUGUGAUCAACUGAUCACCAUAUGAGCAAGCGAAGUUUAUCAACGGGGACGAUGGUAGCUACAAAGCAUAAAAACAAAGUAGUACCAUGCUCAACCCCUGAGCCCAAAGCAGAUUCUCCAUCAAGAGAUAGUGAUUCAGUGUGUGACUCCGAAGCGGCCAGCCCAGUCCCUUUCCUCUGCACUCAAGAUGGAGCGGAAGGCGAAACAGAUGUUGUCUGGAACUAUUACACACCAAAGGCUGAACAAACUGCUGUGUCCCGAAUCAAAAAUUCCACACCACUCAGUAGGAAAGCAAGAAAAAUAUCAAAAACGAAACUAAUUGAUCGGCCAACACCUAAGCGCAAAGUUGUCAGUAAAGUAUCACACAAAAAGACUGCACUAUUUCAAGAGCUGAUGGAAUUAAACCAGAAUGUGCAUGAAUUGAUUACUAAGAACCGGUCCAGUGAAGUCAUUGACGAAAAACAGUCGGGAAGUGAAGAAGACAUUUUUAGCGAUUCGUCAGGCCAAUCUCCCAAAAGCUGCUUUAAAUCAUCAAGGUGUCUUAGAAAAAACCUCUUAAGUUCAAAAUUUGCUAAACCGGAUACGGAACCAGCUUUGGAAUCUGAUGAUUCAAUGAAUGAGUGCCUUAUUAAAGCCAGUCAGGUUAUAGAGGAAAAUAUACUGAAAGUAACACCACCGAAGAAACCUAGAUUUGAACCGAAAUCAAAGAAUAUUAAGUCAAGUAUAAACUUCCAAAUGGAUCAAGAUUCUAUGGAUGCCAUAUUAAAUAGCAUUAAACUGGACUCACCUUUACUAACUCGUACAAAAAAGGCUGAAUCUCCAAGCCUUAAUAAUGAUUCUUUUGAUAACUUAGUAGGAAAUUUGAAUGACAGUACAUUAGACAGGCUAACACAGGCUCCAAACAGUAAAAGUAAACUAAACAACUCGAAAAGUACAAGUUGGAUGAUAGAUGAUAUAGUUUUGCAUGAUGACAGCAUGUCUAAGUCAUUUUUCGGACGGCACAACUCAAUGCCGGAGUCACCAUCAGUAGAUAAUAAGCCAUCUACAAGCGGUAUGGUUAUAACGCGGUAUAGCUCUAUGCCACAUGGAAAUACUGAAAAAGGAACAGAUCCGAGUGACUCUCCGAUCAGAUGUACUCAGGAUGAAAUCAAGAGGAAACAUCAACUGGCGCGAGAGAAACUUCUCGCAAAAAGACUUCUACCAUUCACUUCGCAAUCCAGCCAAGUUCCUCAGCCAUCGGAAACUAAGAAAAAACAAUUCCAGCCUAAAUUUGCCAGUACAGUUCCUAAUUCUACUAGUAAUGUUGCCCAUACAGUAACCAAGGUACCUAAUUUUACUAACAAUGUUGCCAACACAGUGAACAAGGUCCCUAAUUCUACUAACAAUGUUGCCAACACAAUGAACAAGGUACCUAAUUCUACUAACAAUGUUGCCAACACAGUGAACAAGGUGCCUAAUUUUACUAGUAAUGUUGCCAGCACUAAUAACAAAAUACCUCCAAAAGUGGGUAGUACUUUAAAUCAGGCUUCCAGUAUGAAUUUUCAACAAAAUAAUGUUAUGAUUAGUGAUAAGUCUAAAGAUAUAAAAUUGCUUAUUGAAAAAAAAAGACAAGAGGCUCUGAUGAAAUUAAGACGCCGGCAACCGCAGAAAUAAAUUUAGGCAUUGCUUGCCUUUAAAGGGUAUAUUGUAAAAAAGAGAACUAUUUAAUACAUACACAGAGUCCGUCUAAGCUUUGUGUCAACUUUACAUAAUAAAGUGUGGCAAUGUCAUUAUAUCAUCAUCAUCAUCAUUAUUUGUCAUUUUUUUUGAUGCUGAAUUAGGCUGAAAAAUGUAAACAACUGUUAAUUUAAGAAAAAAAAUAUACAACAUAGCUCUAUUCGUCGUCGUAUAAGCCCCAUUUAGACAGUUCAAGAAUUUACAUGCAAUUUUCGUUACAUUUUGCGGUAUUUGGUCAAUCGACAAAAAGAUCGUUGACGUUAGCAAUGUAUCGAAUAUUACAUGCAAGUUCUUGAACCAACUAAAUGCUUCAUUUUCUCAGUGGUAACACUGGUAACAGAUGAAAAAAAAAUUACCAGCCGUUAUCAAGAGUAUGUACAAGUUGGUGGUAACUGGUAACAUCUCGGAAUAACUAUAGAUAAUCAAGCAGAUCUUGUCAGUAGAAACGGGGCGGCAAAUUUGAAAAUUGUAGACGCGAAGGGAUAUCAUCUCAUAGAAAAUUUGAAUCUUGCGCCUUUUUCUACUGACACGAUUUGCUUGACCAUCUGGCAGCGUAGCACAGUCGCGUUUUUAUCCCUUGUCACCAUGCCUGUCAUGUUCUAUCAAGUAUGUAAGUGCGAAAGGGACGCGCAUAGUGAUAGGCGAUAAAAAUGGAACCGUGCUGCGCCCGCUGGGCUCGCCUAAAAACGCGGGCUGAGAACUCCUGAAUCCUGGCUGAAGCAAUUCAACAAUUAUGUUAUUGUACCAUUGUGAUAAGAAGAGUGACUAAAUUAUGAUAAAACGUGUAUAAUAAGUAACAUAUAUGUAUUAUACUGGGUUUGUAAUCAAUUUUUUAA
This is a messenger RNA of Cydia fagiglandana, 2715 nucleotides long. RefSeq lists its product as uncharacterized. The coding region runs from base 185 to 1816 and encodes 543 amino acids. The transcript has 3 exons. The record is from RefSeq and is a predicted model, not a curated record. NCBI's taxonomy places the organism in Eukaryota, Metazoa, Arthropoda, Insecta, Lepidoptera, Tortricidae.